Messenger RNA from Lingula anatina, 927 nucleotides. Its product is annotated as retinol dehydrogenase 14-like. The record is from RefSeq and is a predicted model, not a curated record. Lineage: Eukaryota; Metazoa; Brachiopoda; Lingulata; Lingulida; Lingulidae.
AUGAGUAAGAAGACAAUCAUUAUCACAGGAGCCAAUACAGGCAUUGGGUUUGCAGCAGCCAGAAUCCUGGGUAGAUCAGGAGACAAGUAUACAGUGAUCUUAGCCUGUAGAUCUGAGGAGAGAGGACAGGAGGCUGUGAGGACCAUCAAAGAGGAAAGCCCCAAUGCAGAUGUGGUCUACAUGAAUUUGGACCUGUCAAGUAUGGCAUCUGUUCACAAAUUUGUGGAGAAUUUCCACGCCAGCGGACACAAGCUUCAUGUGCUAUGUAACAACGCAGGAAUGUUGGUGGGCAACGCUACCAAGUCACCACAGAUUACCCAGGAUGGCCUUGAAGUUACCAUGGAAACAAACCAUCUGGGUCAUUUUCUCCUGACCAGUCUGCUGCUGGAUGACUUGAAAAGUACAGCUCUUAUUGAAGGGGAAGCUAGAAUUGUUGUCACUGCAUCACGUGUACAUGACCUUGUACAGUCAAAGAUGAUGGGUACUAAACCAACCAACUGGGAUGAUAUGAACUACACUACACCCGGUUCCUUCAAUUCCAUGCAGGCAUAUAAGGAUUCCAAGCUGGCCAAUGUGAUGUUCACCAGAGAACUGGCCAAAAAACUGGAAGGCACCAAUGUCACCGUCAACUGCUUCUGUCCAGGGAUAGUUCGUACUGAACUUGGUCGGAAUAAUAGCGGUUGCCUCAAGUGCUGCUUCAGCUUUCUUCUCUGCUGCUGUUGUUGUCUUGGGCACAGCCUGCACCAGGGUGGAAAUGACAUUGUACAACUGGCUGUCAGCGAUGCCGUAAAAGGAGUAACUGGGCGUUACUUUAAUGACCAGGAAGAAGUCACUCCUGCUGCCGAGGCCUUGGAUGAUGAAGCCUGUAAAAAGCUGUGGACCCUCAGUGAACAGAUGGUGGGAGGGAAGAAGGAAGAAAAAGAAUAG